Messenger RNA from Rhizoctonia solani, 1014 nucleotides. RefSeq names its product DDE superfamily endonuclease. Lineage: Eukaryota; Fungi; Basidiomycota; Agaricomycetes; Cantharellales; Ceratobasidiaceae. The transcript has 2 exons. The record is from RefSeq and is a predicted model, not a curated record. The coding region runs from base 1 to 1014 and encodes 337 amino acids. Gene Ontology annotation, molecular function: nucleic acid binding.
AUGUCUCGCAAACGCGGUCAAGAGCUCCCUGUGACUCGUCGAGCUCAAAUAAUUACACUACACAAUGAGGGCAAUUCAUAUCCUGAAAUACUUGCAAAAACUGGUGUUCCCCCAUCUGUGGCAUGCAAAACUGUUAAACGUUGGGAAACAUACGGCACCCUUGCCUCCUUGCCUCGAUCUGGCCGCCCACGCAAAUUCUCACCUCGAUUGUGCCGUCUAGUCAUUUGUACCCUCCUUUGCCAUCGUUUUGAGCCAUAUUCAUCUAUUGCUACUAGAGUAGGUAAUGGCCUUACUGCUGUGCAAGUCAAGUACAUUGCCCAGAGCCGGCGCUACCGCCGAUAUGUUGCACGCCGAAAGCCAUUCUUAGAUAAGCAAAAGGUCCUAAAGCGUCUAGAAUGGGCUUGCGUGAACCGGUUUAGGAACUGGGAUGAAGCCAUUUGGACUGACAAGCUCCAGUUGGGGACCGGCGAUCACUCAGUUCACCCAAUGGUCACCCGGAAACCCGGAGAGGCAUAUCUCCCGGAAUGCCUAGCCCCAACCUUUCAAAGUGGCCAUGAAGCAUUAAUGGUAUGGGGUGUAUCUCCCAUGGGUAUAAGGGGCCACUUAUCCAACUGGAGAUGGCUCCCCGGCUGCAAUUGCGUCCUAAAUGGUCCACUUAAGGACUUCAUUGCACAGAUGGAGAAAGUCAAGGGACACAGGAUGCUAGUAGUUGAAGAUGGGGCCCCGGCACACAAAGGAAAGCUAGCCAAACAGGCUUGUGAAGAACUUGGUAUUAAACACAUUGCACACCCCCCAAGUUCACCAGACCUAAACCCAAUAGAACCAUUAUGGAUGGAACUUAAGCGACGUGUGUACAGUACCCCUGGGGCCCGAAGAAGUCUUGAGCACCUUUGGAAUGCCACUGAAGCUGCCUGGAAAUCCUUCACAGCAGAUGAUAUCAAUAAGUACACACGGAAAAUGCCAUCUUGGGUAACAGCUUUAGUUAAGUCAAAGGGACUCCCAACAAAAUUCUAA